Messenger RNA from Brassica oleracea var. oleracea, 656 nucleotides. RefSeq lists its product as uncharacterized. Gene Ontology annotation, biological process: negative regulation of catalytic activity. The record is from RefSeq and is a predicted model, not a curated record. The coding region runs from base 98 to 595 and encodes 165 amino acids. Lineage: Eukaryota; Viridiplantae; Streptophyta; Magnoliopsida; Brassicales; Brassicaceae. Gene Ontology annotation, molecular function: enzyme inhibitor activity. The transcript has a single exon.
CCACCUCCUUCCUCUUCAUCAAAAAACCUAAUCCACCACCUUGUGCUCAAUCACAAACACAAUAUAUAUACGUUUCCUUUUAUAUAUUACACACACAAUGUCAACCACUACCCAUAUGACCAUCCUCGGGAUGAUCUUCCUCCUCCUCGCCGCCUCAUGCAGAAGCGCUGCAGCGUUUAGCCUCUUUCUCGACGACCCUUGCACGGUGACGGAUUUUCCUGCACUGUGCAGAGGCACCAUUAAGGGUCAAAAGAAUGUGAACGCAGCUACUGAUGUGGCCAUAGCAGAGCUUAUGAAGAGGACGAGGCAUGCCAGAGAUAUCGCCAAGAAAGAGCUGAAAGUACUUGACGGAGGUGUUUCGACUUGUUUGUCUAACUUCAAUAGCGCGUUUGACAAUUUGGACAAGGCCCUUAAGAACAUUAAGGAAGGUGACCGUUUUAGCCUUAACAUUAACCUUAGUGCUGCGUUAACGGACUACGAUACUUGCAGCGAGACAAUGAAGGGAACUCCGGGGAAUAACGCCAUUUAUAAAUCCGCAGGGGUUUUGUACAAGAUGGCUGAUAAUUGUUUGGCUCUUUCUACCCUUUUUAAUUAAGCUAUGAUUUAUCAACGAAUAUUGUGGUUUCAGAGAGGAAAAAAAAAAGAUAAAUAUAUUG